Molecule: messenger RNA, 258 nt
Organism: Melampsora larici-populina 98AG31
Lineage: Eukaryota; Fungi; Basidiomycota; Pucciniomycetes; Pucciniales; Melampsoraceae
Exons: 6
Coding region: 1-258 (85 amino acids)
Source: RefSeq, a predicted model, not a curated record
AUGUCAAAUUGGCUUGUACAUGUGUGGUCCUUUCAGACUUACACAGCGUGUUUCCCAAACCCUGAUGAGCAACAGCCCAAGUGCCCGGCCUUUCAAGAUAUUAAUCCUUUCCUUCAAAAUAAAUUUGAGUACACGCACUUUAAUCAUACACAUGAACUCCUUGAAUUGGUAAAACCAACCCUGAUGAUACCGGUGAUGCACGGAGGAAAGUACACUUAUGUCAAAUCUAACAGAAAGCGCACUUGUCAAUCUGCAUAA